Thamnophis elegans (Western terrestrial garter snake) is the source of this 1269-nucleotide messenger RNA. RefSeq names its product pancreatic progenitor cell differentiation and proliferation factor like (gene PPDPFL). The coding region runs from base 227 to 487 and encodes 86 amino acids. The record is from RefSeq and is a predicted model, not a curated record. Gene Ontology annotation, biological process: multicellular organism development; cell differentiation. NCBI's taxonomy places the organism in Eukaryota, Metazoa, Chordata, Lepidosauria, Squamata, Natricidae. The transcript has 5 exons.
CAGGCAUGGGAAGUUCAGGGUGCGCUUGCGGACGGUUUUUUGGUAAACUCGCUGCGUUCCUGCCACCGGUACGUUUCUGCGACCCCGCUUUAUUGCUCUCCCGGGACAUACGCAGGUUUGGGGGGAUCUGGUUGCCCGAAAAAAAGUGAAAAGGGGUCCCAGGAGGCCGCGGUGCGACACGAUAACAGGGUGCCCUGGCAAUUUGUUACUCUGCAAAAACAUUACAAUGGCAACUGUGCCUUCAGCUGGCUGCCUUUUAGCCAAGAACCAGUACUACAGAACACGAUUGAAUUCUGAGUCCAGUGUUUCUUCAAGCAGUUCAUCUUGCUGUUCUGAUCCCACAUCAUUCUCAGACCAGGAAAAAAAUCACCACGGCUUACCUGAAAUGUUUGAAAAGUGCUGGUGGAUAAAAAGCUUUUUUCACAGUGAGCCAACACCUCCAAAUGUAGGCAGAAAAAUCUUAUCAGCCAGCAGUACUAACAGCUGAUUGGGAUAUCAAGUUGAAAGUUCCUGCUGGGACAUUAUAGACUGUCAUGUCUUGAAAUGAAUUCAUUUCUGUGAAGAAAAUGAACUGCUUGAGAAUUCAGUUGUAGAAGAAAUAAGAAAUACAGAAGAUCAAGGAUUUAAUCAGAGCUUAUUCAUCAAACAGCCAUCUUUACAGUGUCUGUUGCAAGAAUUCUUGAUAAUGAACAGGUGUUCUACAUUUCAUAAUUUUUGUGCUUCACAAGAGAAAAUGCAGACGCGAAGUCGAUUGGGAUAUGGUAUAUCUGAUUACUUGGGAUAUCUUUUACUAAAUUGAAAUGCUAUAGAUUGCUUGGGUCAAAAUCUUGUAAGUUUACCAUUCCUUUUAAGCAGCAAAAUAGACCACCUCUUUCCAUAGAAUUUAAGUUUGGGAUGUAACUAUGAUAAAAUUUACUUAAAAUGCCGAAUACAAAUUUCUCUUAUUUGUCAACAGCUAGAAGAAAACUUGUUAAGGCAUUAUUUAUGGUCUUCGAUUAAAAAACAAAAAUGGAACAUACUCAGUAUUAAACUCCUUAUCUGAUUCUAAUUCUACUAUUUGCAUUGGAGCUUUCUUUCAUAGUUGUGCUACUAUUGUAUAUUACAGCUUUGACAUCAAAUAGUAUACAAUUUAUAUUAACUCUUCAAAUUAGAGAUAAUUUAAGAACUCUGGAUUGAUUUUUUUAAUUUUUGAUGUAUACCAUUCUGUUUCAAAGCAUAGAAAAAAACCCAUAUUCUGCUUUGUAGGAGUUGUAAGUUUUAUUUACUUAC